AUGUACCGCAUUACCAUUCAGGAGUCAGUUUGCUCGUGUCAUCGGGCACGACAACUGUGGGACUGUUGUUAGGACAGUAAUUCAUGGCUGACUUACAACAGUAAAAAUGUAUUUAGUAACACAAAUAAUUAUUUUGUUAUUAUCCAUAUACCUCAGCAAUGCUGGAUAUGGGGUAUCGGCACCAUAUAGCGAUCCAUAUGAACAAUCCGACGUGCAGGCUCCAGCAUACGUACCAUCGUAUUUGAAAAACCAACGGUACAGUGGUGGCACAAAAACCGGCUACACAGGAACGAAAACCGGCUACACAGGCACUAAAACCGGGUACAGUGGCACCAAAACCGCGUACACCGGCACUAAAACCGGGUAUAGUGGAACGAAAACCGGGUAUUCUGGAACUAAGACCGGUUAUGGAACCAAGUCCAGAUACUCUGAAAGUAAAACUUGGUAUUCUAAUAAUGGUGCUGUGCCUAACUACAACGAGUUCCAGAACAACGCUAACAUGCCAUUUAAUCCAAAAUGCGAGCCGGCGUGCAAGAACGCGGGUAUCUGCGUGGACACGAACACGUGCGAGUGCCCCGCCAACUUCCACGGCAAGUUCUGCGAGUUCGAGAAGAAGCCCUGCCUCUCCUACCCUCCCCUGCCCAUGAACUCCGCUAGGAAGUGCUCCUCAGAACUAUGCACGAUCACUUGCGUAGAAGGCCACAGGUUCAUCGAUGGUUCUACCGUUGCCAACAUGCGUUGUAUGGACGGGCAGUGGCAGCCGACGAGGGCAGACUUCACCACCAUUCCCGACUGUAUGCCCGAGUGUAACCCUCCCUGUCAGAACGGAGGAGUGUGUCUCGCUGUCAACAUGUGCGAAUGUCCUUCAGAGUUUAGGGGACCUCAGUGCCAGUAUUCGGUCAGUGCCUGCGACAUUCGCAAGCUAGCUUUCAACGGCGCGUACGAUUGUUUCGGAGACAGUGAGUCUUCCAACUGCAUCCUGACCUGCCCGGCCGGCAGCACGUUCAGCUCGCCCGCCGCCGAGCUCUACACCUGCAAGUACUCCACCGGCAUCUACGAGCCACAGCCUAUACCACACUGCGUUUUCCCUGAAGUCGUGGUAAUUACACCAGGCAGCCACAGAUACAACAGUACAUACACGUACUACUCUGAAACAUCAAGCCAAUCCCAUGGUCACCAGGAGAUGACAAGCCAGAGUCAAACCCACCGUUCUAUGGGAGGAAGCUCCCACAGCUCCAUUGAAGACCAGACCACACAUGGUAUGCACGGAUCUCUCUCCUCGUACGGCACGGGACGGCCUAUCGUCGUGAUACAGGAUCGGACGCCUAAAGGAGGGACUUGCUUAACCUGGGCCGGUGUACAUUAUAAGACUUUUGAUGGGAAGAUCUAUAGUUUCCAAUCACCCUGCCAACAUAUCUUGGUCCGCGAAGCGAAGGAGCACCAGUACUCAGUAGAGAUCAAGCACGGCGUCUGCAAAAACCCUGCUGUUUGCCCAAGCGAGCUGACAGUCUACCUCGAUGAUAAGUUCUACGUUCUGGGUGUUGGAGAGGACGGAUCCGUGGUGUUCCGUAACACGAAGCGUCUGAUCCCAAUCCCGGCAUCGCUGCCCGGUAUCCGUGUUGCCAUGCCCAGCGACUACGUCGUUGUAAACCUGGACGCCGUCGGAGUCACCAUCAAAUGGGAUACCAAUAAUGUGGUACUUGUGGAAGGAUCAGUCGUUCUGUGGAACAACACGGAAGGUCUCUGUGGCACCCUCAACGGCAACCCGGAGGAUGACUUCAUGACCAGGGACAAAACUAUCGCCAAAACAAAGUCUGUUCUCGCUUCGUCGUGGCAAGUCAAUAAGAUUGGAGAUGUAUGUGACAGCCAACCAACAGAAACGAGCGCUUGCGCAUCUAAAUCUGACGAUGACAUGACAAAAGCUCAACACUUCUGCGCUACGAUAUUCUCGAAAGAUAAAUUCAGGAAGUGUUCGAAGGUUAUGGACGUGACCCUCUUACUGGAAGCUUGCGCGUGGGACUACUGCGCUUGCACCACCAGCUUAAGUCCCGAAGAGUGCGCUUGCAGUACCGUCUCAGUGUACGCUAAGGAAUGCCUCCGACACGGAGUCGAAGAGAUGAAAGACUGGCGGGAUGCUGAAACUUGUCCCAUGAAGUGUCCAGAAGGCAAGAUCUACAAGGCUUGCGGUCCAGACUCGCAGCCAAGUUGUGCGUUCCCCCUGGUAUCCGCGAAGGCCACCAACGCUUCCUGCGUGGAGGGCUGCUUCUGUCCUGAAGGGUUAUUGCUUGAGGGGGGCAAGUGUGUGCCCAAGACCGAGUGCCCCUGCAGGCUGAGGAACAAGAGCUUCAAGCCCGGAUCUACUAUUAAGAAGGAUUGUAAUACUUGUACAUGCGAGGCGGGUGCGUGGACGUGUACGCAGAUAGCGUGCGGGGCGCGGUGCGGCGCCGUGGGGGACCCGCACUACUACACGUUCGACGGCCUGCGGUACGACUUCAUGGGCCGCUGCACAUACACCAUGCUGCAGACUGACAAUGUCACUGUUGAGGUCGAGAAUGUCGCCUGCUCCGGGGCUAUCACUGAGGCAAUGAAUCUAAGCCCCUUCAAGGGCGCAGGGAAGCCAUCUUGCACGAAAGCGGUGAACAUUAACUACGACGGCGCUAGUGUGCACAUGAAGCAAGGAGGCUUCAUUCUGGUCAACGGCAAGGAGGUUUCGACCUUACCUGUCAUGGCGGGCGAUAUCAGGAUCCGAGCCGCGUCUUCUAUGUUUAUUAUUGUGCAACUCCCCAACAAAGUGGACUUGUGGUGGGAUGGCAACACUCGCGUCUUCAUUGAUGUACCCGCUGAGUUCCAAGGAAAGACUAAGGGUCUUUGCGGAACCUUCAACUUGAAUCAAAAGGACGACUUCUUGACUCCUGAGAACGACAUAGAGCAGUCAGCUCUAGCGUUUGCCAACAAAUGGAAGACCAGGGAGAUGUGCACUGACAUCGACACUAAGGAACCGGAGCACCCUUGUAAAGCUAACAUUGAGAAUAAGGCCGCCGCUGAGAAGUACUGCAGCAAACUGAAGAGCAAGGUCUUUGAAGCUUGCCACUGGUACGUGGACGUGGAGCCAUUCUACGAGGCGUGCGUGUACGACAUGUGUGCGUGCGGCAGCGCGGAAGUCAGUCGCUGCCUGUGUCCCGUGCUGGGAGACUACGCCAUGCAGUGCGCCAAGGCCGGCGUGCUCAUACAGUGGCGGUAUAGCGUGCAGGAGUGCGAGCUGCAGUGUACGGGCGGGCAGCAGUACACGGUGUGCGCGGACAGUUGCCUCCGCAAGUGCAGCGACUCGGCGCUGGCCGCCAGCGGGACCUGCAAGCCCUGCUGUGUCGAGGGCUGCGCCUGCCCGCCUGGACAGCUACUAGAUGACAACAACGUAUGUGUGCCGACCGGGCUAUGUCCGUGCUACCACAAGGGGUUGCAGUUCAACGCCGGAUACAAAGAAGUUAGAGCCGGCAGGAGAGAGAGGGAGCUAUGUACGUGUGUGGGGGCGCGCUGGGACUGCAAGCCGGCGAGUCCGGCGGACAUCCAGAACUACCCGCCGGCCGAGGACCUGCGCUCCAACUGCAGCGCCACCAGCAACAUGGAGUUCACCACCUGCGAGAUUGCUGAGCCACUUACUUGCAAGAACAUGCACCUCCCCCCAUCAUCGACGACAGCAGAAUGCCGACCGGGCUGCCAAUGCAAGAAGGGCUACGUCCUGGACACGGUGUCCAAGAAGUGUGUGUCUCCCGCGCAGUGCCCGUGCCACCAUGGCGGCAGGAGCUACCCCGACGGACAUACCAUGCAGGAGGAGUGUAAUAAAUGUGAGUGUAAGAGCGGUAACUGGACGUGUACGCAGCGUAAAUGCGCCGGCAUUUGUUCAGCGUGGGGCGACUCCCACGUGGUCACCUUCGACGGCACUGACUAUGACUUCGAGGGCGUCUGUACUUAUCUCCUGGCCAAGGGCGUCAUGGACAGCAAGGAUGGAUUCGAUGUGGAAAUUCAAAACGUUCCAUGCGGUACUACUGGCGCUACGUGCUCCAAAUCAGUGACCCUGAAGGUCGGCAGUGGAAAUGAUGAGGAGAUCGUCUCUCUUACCAAGGAUUCUCCGCUCCCAGACAUAUCUAAACUGAAGAGAAUCAAGAUGCGUAUAGCGGGUGGCUAUGUGUUCCUGGACGUGCCAACCCUGGGCAUGAGCCUGCAGUGGGACCGCGGUAUGAGGGUCUACGUCAAGGUUGAAUCCAUCUGGCAAGGAAGGGUGAAAGGUCUGUGCGGUAACUACAACGGGGACAUGCGCGACGACUUCCAGACUCCGUCAGGCGGUGGUAUGGCGGAGUCCUCAGCCCUCAUCUUCGCUGACUCCUGGAAACUUAAGCCCACCUGUCCUAAACCACAACGUAUACUGGAUCACUGCAAGCAACGGCCAGAACGUAAAGAAUGGGCGUCGUCAGUAUGCAGCAAGAUGAAGCAGUUCCCGUUCACGCUGUGCCACGUGGAGGUGUCCCCGUCCCCGUACAUCGAGCGCUGCACGCGCGACGCCUGCGCCUGCGACUCGGGCGCCGACUGCGAGUGCGCCUGCACGGCGCUGGCCGCGUACGCGCAUGCAUGCGCACACAGGGGCGUCACCUUCAAGUGGAGGACGCAGGAGACUUGUCCGAUGCAAUGCGACGAGGAGUGCUCUAACUACGACGCCUGCCUACCCGCUUGCCCGUUGGAGACGUGCGACAACACCCUGUAUUACGCUGAUAUGAAGACCAGCUGCGAACAGGAGACUUGUAUUGAAGGCUGCAAACCGAAGAAGUCAUGUCCAGAAGGGCAGGUAUACAAGAACGGUACCCACAAGGAGUGCGUGCCCCGCGCGCGGUGCAAGCCCGUGUGUAUGGUGCUGGACGACGGACGGGAGGUCUCGGAGGGAGAGGUCAUCGAGGAGGACGCCUGCCAUACCUGUCGCUGCUCUAAAAAGCAGAAGAUCUGUACUGGACAGCCUUGUACUACCAUUGUUGAAACUCCCCGCGAAGAAGUAACCCCGAAGCCUCACGACGAGCCACUGAAGUGUGUGACGGGGUGGACCACCUGGAUCAACCGAGGGGAGCCCGAGGUAGGCCCGCACGGAGAGUCCAUCGACAACGAACCAUUGCCACGACCUAAUGAACUGACUAUCGGCACACCAAUGUGCAAAGAGAAGAUGAUGAAGAAGAUAGAGUGCCGUACUGUAGGCGACCACAGGACUCCCAAGGAGACAGGUCUGGACGUGGAGUGCAGCCUGGAGCGAGGGCUGUACUGCAAGGAGGUCGGCGGGAGGAAGUGUGUGGACUUCGAGAUCAGGGUCUACUGCGAGUGCGAGGAACCAUCUCUGUGCGAGAACUCGGUCCGUCCGAACGAGCCGCACCCGUCAGACUGCACGAAGUUCUACGAGUGCGGCCCGGACGGGCCCGUGCUGAAGUCGUGCGGGCCCGGCACCUUGUACAACAAUGUCACCAUGGUCUGCGACUGGCCGGCCAGUGUCGCCCUCGUCAGACCCGACUGUGGCGAAACUACUCCAAGUGCUGCCUCCACAACAACAGUGGUACCCCCGCAGUCGACACUGUCGACGGCGUCCCCGUGUCCGCCGGGCCAGGAGUACUCGGCCUGCGCCUACCGCUGCGACAGGCUCUGCGACUACUUCCGCAGGACCAUGGUGCAGAGGGGACGCUGUAUUGGAGAGCUUUGCGUGGACGGGUGCGUCAGUAAGAAGUGUCCGCCCGACUCGUACUGGCGAGACGAGAAGACAUGCGUGCCGCGCAAGGAUUGUACCUGCUUCGCUGACGAUAAGAUCAUUAAGCCUGGUGGCGUAGUAGCAGACGGCUGCAUCAAGUGCCAGUGUCUAGACAACGACAUGCAUUGUGACUCGAGCGACUGCGUCAUGGUCAGCACGCAAGUACAAGGCUCCACGCACGAACCGAUCAUCGAACCCCACAUACUGCCCACGCCUUCCACUACGACUUCCAGUACGACUACUACGACCACUACUACGCCGAAACCGACUACUGUUCAGAAGGUUACGUCACCGCCUCCUGAGUGCUCGAAAGAUAACCUAAUGGACCUGAUGUGGGGAGACCAGCCACUCCCUGACUCGUCAUUCAGCGCCAGCUCCGUCGCCAGCAAACUCUUCGAACCGCAGUAUGCCAGGCUCAACGGACACCCACUUGACGUCACUGCCGGCAGCUGGAACCCAGCCACUCAAGAUCAGAACCAGUACAUCCAAGUGGAACUGCCUCGUCGGGAGCCGAUCUUCGGCGUGAAGAUGCAGGGCAGCCCACUCUUCGACCAGUACGUUACCAGCUACGAGGUGUUGUAUGGAGACAGCAAUGAUACUCUUGAAGUCAUCAAGGGACCUGAUGGUAAACCAAAGGUAUUCAAAGGACCUUCAGACAACCGCACACCAGAGUCACAAUGGCUGGAACCGCCGGUCGAAGCCAAGGUCAUCCGCAUACACCCCCUCACAUGGCACGAAGAGAUCUCCAUAAGAUUCGAACUAGUCGGUUGUAGCGAGGAAACAACCACCGCCUUCGCUUCCACGGGUACUACACCGACUUUCCCGACUUCUCCGACUGUUCCGAGUACGAAGACUACGCCACCGACUGUUCCGACUACGCCGACUACGGCAGUUCCUUCUACAAAGACUACUAUAGCUGUUCCUUUGAUUAUUCCAAGCACUGUGUCACCGCCGCCUCUUUGUGAUCCGAACAGCUACUUGGACCUGAUGUGGGGAGACCAGCCUCUGCCAGAGUCCUCGUUCAGCGCCAGCUCCGUGGCCAGCGGACUGUUCGAGCCACAGUACGCCAAGCUCAACGGACACCCGAAGGAUGUCACUGCUGGUAGUUGGAACCCGGCCACCCAGGAUCAGAACCAGUACAUCCAAGUGGAGUUCCCUCGCCGGGAGCCGGUGUACGGAGUGAAGAUGCAGGGCAGCCCACUAUUCGACCAGUACGUCACCAGCUACAAGGUCCUGUACAGCGAUGAUGGAGUCUCCUUCUCCACUGUCAACGGACCUGAUGGGAAGCCGAAGGUGUUCCGCGGUCCAGUAGAGCACAACACAGUGUCCCAACAGAUGAUAGAGCCUCCAGUAGAGGCCAAGGUAUACCGCAUCCAGCCCCUGACAUGGCACGAGGAGAUCUCCGUCCGGUUCGAGCUCAUCGGCUGCAAGCAACCGCACAACUCCAUGGAGACCACUCUCACUACUAUCAUUCCUCGAGAGCCAGAAUGCCUGGAACCCUUAGGUCUUGGCGCUGAUCUUCCACUGGAGAGCAUCGAAGUGAGCUCCAACAGCGAGGCGCGGCGGUACUUCAAGUUGGAUGGAGAGAGGGGAUGGAGACCGCUCUACAGCACGCCUGGAGAAUGGAUCAUGUUCAACUUCACAUCGCCGAGAAACAUAACGGGUAUCAAGACUAAGGGUGGUCCAAAGGGAUGGGUGUCCACCUACAAGAUCAUGUACACCUCAGACCUGUCCACCUUCAACCCUGUAGUGGACGACAAGGGAGAGAAGGUGUUCCCAGGAAACUUCGACCGCGAUACUGUACAGUUUGAGGAGUUCUACCCACCCAUACAUGCGCAGUACUUGAAGGUAUUGCCUUUGACCUGGAAGGAUAAUAUUGAGAUGAGAAUCGAACCUAUUGGAUGCUUUGAGCCUUACCCUGUAACAGAGAAGCUUCCAGAAGUAACGACCUCCCGCUACCGAGAGCCGUCCCUCACUGAGCCGACUACUUGCGAGCUCUGUCCGAACGUGCAGAAGUUGGAGGAAGGCAACAGCUGCGACUGCAAGGCCCCUGCCAAGUACUACGAUGGAGAGAACUGUGUCACCAGGGACCAGUGCCCUUGUGUCGAGUCGUUUAUGUCUUACCCAGUGGGGUCCACGUUCCGCGGCGCCAACUGCGACGAGUGCGUGUGUAAGCUGGGCGGGUCCACCAGCUGCACGCCCGGCAAGCAGUGCAUCUGUGCUCCGGAUCUAGUACCAAAACUCUCACCAUCUACGUGCGAGUGCACUUGCGAGCCAUGUCCAUCAGGCACGAAGAUCUGUCCGACGAGCAAGCUCUGUCUCCCACUGGACAAGUGGUGCGAUGGUCUCCAGGACUGCCCUGAUGAUGAGAAGGAUUGUGCCACCACCCCCACUACUCCAAUGACCACGGUGGUAGAGAAGGAGGUGGUCACCACCCAGUCUCCCCCCACUGUUGCUGGUGCCGUUACUACUGCUAAACCUCUCGAAUGUCCGAAGGUGGAAUGUCCUCCAGGGUACACCGUGGUGUACACGUCCACGGAGCCAAGCACCCCUCGCUCCACGUACGGCUCGGCCACUGAACUCCCUCCGCCAAGGCCCAGGUACUCCUACCAGAGGUACCAGAGAGGUUACUCCAAGGGAGGAUACUCUAAAGGAGGGUAUUCUAAGGGAGGGUAUUCGAAGGGUGGAUAUUCUAAAGGCGGAUACUCCAAAGGCGGCCUGCCAGCACCUCGUCCGAACCAAGCGUUCUCCCUGGACAAGCCAGAUGUAAGCUCCUCCACCAAGACCCCGGCCACCAAGAAAGAAUGUGCGCAGUUCAAGUGCAUCCCUAAACUCCCCCCCUUCAAACCUGGUGGAGGUGUCACCCCUCCCCCCGUGUGCUCUGUCGUCACCUGUCCUCCGGGAUACUCUCUCAAACUGGAAAAAUCUGCUUCUGGAUCCAACAAGUGUCCUCAAUACGAGUGCGUGCCCCCACCGGAACGGCCCGUGUACUGUAACGUGACGGGCCGCACUUUCAACACGUUCGACGGCGUGGAGUACAAGUACGACGCCUGCUUCCACAUCCUCGCUCGGGAGAAUAGGUUCGAUGCCUGGACUAUACUCAUCCGCAAGAAAUGUCGCCUGGACGGAUGUCAGAACGAGCUCCUAAUCCUGCAAGAUGACCAGCUGAUCCUGGUGAAGCCCAACAUGAUGAUAGAGUACGACAACUACGAGUACACGGUGGAGCAGACCAGCAAGAUCUGCUUCCAGAAGAACAGCUUCAACGUCGACCGGCUCGGCAACGGCAUCGCCAUCAAGUCCAGGAAGUACAACUUCACCGUGCUUUAUACUUCCGAAGGAGAUAUUAAGAUUGGGGUGUUCAAAAGCUACAUGGGCGCAGUGGACGGUCUGUGCGGAGCGUUCGACGGGUCCCCGAACAACGACAGACGGUUGCCCGACGGUAGACUGGCCACCAGCAUCGAUGAGUUUGGCCGCGCCUGGGCCAAGCCGGGUCUACCUGCCGACGCCUGCCAGACCAAGAUCAUCUCUGAUGAGAAGCAGAGGAGGGCUUGGGCUCUUUGUGAUGUGAUUACCAAAGAACCACUGUCGCAAUGCGGCCACGUACUAAACCUGCACAAAUGGCGCAACAUAUGCCUGGAGAAGAUCUGCUCGUGUACCGAGCUGGUGGUGAACGGCACGCACCGCACCGAGGAGGAGUGUCGCUGUCUACUGCUCGACCAGCUCGUGGCCGAGUGCCUCGCGGCUGACAAGAACGUUGAUCUAGCCAACUGGAGGAUGCUCAUGGAUUGUCCGGCGGAGUGUCCCCCUCCCCUGGUGCACUACGACUGCUACCGCAAGCAGUGCGAGCCGACGUGCUCGGGCUUCGGUCUGGCGCGCUCGUGUCCCGCAGUGGAGGGCCAGUGCUUCCCCGGCUGCUACUGUCCUGAAGGAAAGCUCAGGGUCGGAGACCAGUGCAUCCUGCCUACUGACUGUCUUGACUGUGCCUGUAACGGAGUAGGAACUCCAGCAAAAUACGUGACCUUUGAAGGAGACGACCUUCCAUUCCUGGGCAACUGCACGUACCUCGCGUCCAGGGACAGGAACGAGACUGGAGAGCACAAGUACGAGGUCUACUCCACCAAUGGACCCUGUGAGGACAACAGCGAUGUAGUCUGCACCAAGGCCGUCCACCUCGUGUAUGAGAAGAAGGUCAUUCAUGUCACCAAGAAUGAUGAUACGAAGAAGUUGCUUACCACGAUCGGCGACGAGGCAAUAUUCAAGUACCCCGUGAAGAAGGACUGGGUGGCCAUCAGCCAGGACAACGGACAGGACGUCACCAUUCUACUGCCUGAUAUACACGUCGAGCUAACAGUCCUGCAACCUAAGAUGGAGUUCAGAGUGCGUGUCCCGUCGUUCCUGUACGCUAACCGGACCGAGGGACUCUGCGGCGUCUGCGCAGGGUACCAGGACGUACUCGUCACUAGCAACGGCACGGAGACUGAAGAUUUCGAUGAGUACGGCAAGAGUUGGCAAGCAUCACCAUCCACACUGAAGACCCUGGACAUAUCGGACCAAGGCCAGUGCGACCAGCCUCCCCCUCCUCCCGAGUGUAAGCUCCCCCCUCCGGAGUUCAACCCCUGCUACAACCUGUACAAUGCUGACCGGUUUGGAGCUUGCCAUGCGCUGGUAGAGCCCCAACCAUACGUGGAGGCAUGCGAGGCGGACCUGUGUGCCAACGCCACGGACUUCUGCGCGUCGGCCGAGCGGUACGUCGCCGACUGCAGCCGUCUCGGGGUCUGUCUGCCGCACUGGAGGACUGACCUCUGUGUCUACCCUUGCGAGGAGCCACUAGUGUACCGCGCGUGUGUCAAAUGCGAGAUGACGUGUGAGAACAGCGACGAGCUGACCAAGAACCCUGACAAAUGCGACAAAGCCGCCGUUGAAGGGUGCUUCUGUCCUGAAGGAAAGGUACGAGUGAACAACACGUGCAUCGAACCUACGAAGUGCUUCCCCUGCGACUCCAAGAAGGAACACUACGCUGGCGACGAAUGGCAGGAGGACGCGUGCACGUCGUGUUCGUGCAGCAAGUUGGCGGGGUCGGACACGGCGCACGUGGCCUGCACCACCCACACGUGCUCCGCGCCGCUCUGCGCCGAUACUGAGGACCUCAUCAUCACGCCCGCUAAACCGGGAGUCUGCUGCGAUGACUACCUCUGUAUUCCGAAACCAAAGAAGAAUUGCACAGAAGCUAAGAAGAUGGACUGCGGUUAUGGUCAAGUGCUGAAGCAGAAGACUACCGCUGAUGGAUGCACCGAGUUCGCUUGUGAAUGCAUGCCUGCCAGUCAAUGUGCGUCCCUAAACGACAAGGACGUGGAAGUGUUCGAGCCGGGCAUGGAGCGCGUCGUGGACAACAGUGGCUGCUGCCCACGCGUGGACUAUAUCUGCAAGGUGGACUCCUGCCCACUCUCCCCCGCCUGCCCACAGUUCCACGACCUCAAGGUCUAUAAUACUUCUGGAAAAUGCUGCCCGGAGUAUAAGUGCGAGCUGCCCAAGGACAAGUGUAUUGUAAAACUGGAAUGGGAAGCUGCGUCGAAGGGUGGAGAGAAACCGCGCACCACACCACAGACUAUCUUCAAAGAUGUGGACGCAGUAUGGCUAGACGGACCAUGUCGGUCGUGUAAAUGCGAAUCAUCCCCCCUGGGUACAUCUGCCCGGUGCCGCGUCACGGAGUGCGGCGUCAUAGUAAGCACGGACCAGUUCGUGCUCGAACCACGACCUGUGCCCUUCCAGUGCUGUCCUGAACCUGUGCACGUCGCGUGUAGAGAUGGAGAUAAUAUCUACAAGGUUGGCGAGAACUGGACGUCUCCCACGAACCCGUGCGAGAGCUACAAGUGCGAGCAGACGGAGACGGGAGGCAAGCUGGAGAAGGUCACCACUGUACAACAGUGCCACACUGAAUGUCAACCUGGUUGGAAGUACUUCCCAGCGAGUCCAGAGAGCAAGGAAUGCUGCGGCAAGUGUGAGCCGGUGGCGUGUAUCGUGGACGGGAAGGAACGGCCCAUCGGGGAGAAGUGGACCUCCAGCGACUUCUGCGCCAACUACACCUGCAUCAAUGUCAAUGGAACGCUCCAAGUGCAAUGUUCAAACGAGACAUGUCCUGAAGUGUCGGAGGCCACGAGGAAGCAGUUCGUGCUGAGCAAUGAGAAGGUGGACGGCAAGUGUUGUCCCGUUGAGGAACCUACUGCCUGUCGCGUCGGGAACCUUAUCUACCAGGAGGGUCAAACCUGGCCAUCGCCGACGGACCCGUGCAAGAACAUAACGUGCGGGCGCGACUACAAGGGCCAGUUGUCGCACGUGGAGAGCGUGGCCACGUGCACCGCGCACUGCAACAAGGGCUGGACCUACUCGCCGCCCCCGCCCCACGUCUGCUGCGGACGAUGCGUGCAGACCGACUGUGUCGUCGAUGAUAAGGUGGUCGCUCCAGGCACGACCUGGCAGUCUGCGGACAACUGCACGACGUACUCGUGCGACAAGUCGGGCGAGGAGGUGUUCGUGUCGUCGUCGACGCAGUUCUGCCCCGACGUGUCGCACUGCGCGCCCGAGAACCUCGUCAACGACACCUGCUGCCAGGUCUGCGAGGAACAUCCCGAGGCACUCAGUAAAUGCGUCCCGACCAGCAUAUCUCCGUCGGACUCAGUAGGCCUGCUCCGCAUCCACCUGGGUCCGCACGGGCUGUGUGUGAACAAGGCGCCGCUGCGAGGGUUCAAGGAGUGCCGCGGGACGUGCGACUCCGGCACUCUUUACAAUAACCAAACGGGUGUCCACGAUUCCCGUUGCGAGUGUUGCCAGGCGACUAAGUACGGGUCCCUGGACGUGACGCUGAGCUGCGAGGACGGCUCCGUGCAACAACACCGCGUGGCCACGCCCAGUACUUGCGCCUGCGCAGCCUGCGGAGGACCGGAGCGACCGCUGUGGCCUACUAAGUCAGGUUACGAUGGAGUUAAGUCCCCGCCGCGCCGUCCCCCAGUCGACGAAGACGCUAUACCAGAAAUAUACCAAAGAUUCGGAACAACGCGCCCCCAACGAUAAACAACGCACCUUAACACAACGUCAUAAGAUUCAAAAUCGUAUGCACGUAUCUCAAAAUGCUUUAUAAACGAAAAUAGUCUGUAAGUCAAUGCCUUAAAGUACAAAGUACACAAUUUGCUAUAGUUCUAUACUGUUUUGUGAUGUUUACUUGAAAUAAAUAUGUAUUAUAUUCCUGUAAAUAUGAAAUACAGCAAAUUUUGAAAA
Messenger RNA from Spodoptera frugiperda (fall armyworm), 13045 nucleotides. It is a transcript of the gene Hml, whose product is annotated as hemocytin. The record is from RefSeq and is a predicted model, not a curated record. NCBI's taxonomy places the organism in Eukaryota, Metazoa, Arthropoda, Insecta, Lepidoptera, Noctuidae. Gene Ontology annotation, cellular component: extracellular region; extracellular matrix. The coding region runs from base 107 to 12841 and encodes 4244 amino acids. Gene Ontology annotation, molecular function: protein binding; chitin binding. The transcript is spliced from 76 exons.